Molecule: messenger RNA, 656 nt
Organism: Phlebotomus argentipes
Lineage: Eukaryota; Metazoa; Arthropoda; Insecta; Diptera; Psychodidae
Gene: Arl6
Product: ADP-ribosylation factor-like protein 6
Exons: 4
Coding region: 24-614 (196 amino acids)
Biological process (GO): cilium assembly; vesicle-mediated transport; intracellular protein transport
Cellular component (GO): axoneme; cytoplasm
Molecular function (GO): GTP binding; GTPase activity
Source: RefSeq, a predicted model, not a curated record
GAUGUGUGUUUGAAUGUGAUAAAAUGGGGAUUUUUGAUAAGUUGGCGGGCAUGUUCCGCGUGCGCAAGGAGGAAGUGAAUAUCCUGGUUGUGGGACUCAAUAAUAGUGGCAAAUCUACCAUCGUUAAUCACUUGAAGCAUCCCGAUGAAAAGUCCACCGUCACAGUUCCAACAGUUGGUUUCAGUGUGGAAAAAUUUCAGAAUCAGGGCGUCUCGUUUACAGCAUUCGAUAUGUCUGGAGCAGGACGAUAUAGGAGUUUGUGGGAGCACCACUUCAAGUCAUGUCACGCAAUUGUCUUCGUCAUUGACUCUAGCGAUAGGAUGAGGCUAGUUGUCGUGAAGGAUGAACUGGACAUUCUCACUCAUCACCCUGAUAUUGCUCAUCGAAAGGUUCCCAUCCUGUUCUUCGCAAACAAAAUGGACUGUCCUGACGCUCUUUCCAGCGUGAAAAUAGCGGCAGCCCUAGGAUUGGAGAAGAUCAAGGACAAACCGUGGCACAUCAGUUCCAGCAACGCUCUCACGGGAGAAGGGCUUCAAGACGGCGUGCAGUGGCUCGUUAGUGAAAUCCGGGAUGGAUUAUUGAACAGGAGAGGCAGCCAGAAGGCUCUUCGAUGAGAAUCUUCGUGAGAAUAUUGCCCUGAAUUAUUUUAUGCAAUU